GGUCAGGCUGAGCGGAGAGUCAGAGGGUUUAUUUAACUCGUCGCUCUGUCCUCCCCCACUUUCCCAACGCGCCACCAAGAGGGUUCGACUUCCUUCUGCGGCAGGAGCACGACGUGGACAAAACGCGGGGACUAAACUGAAACCGUUUUCGUACCUAACAGUAACGUUAACGACACUGUUAACAAAGAUGUCAAAUCAGUGAAGGUUUUUUUUAUCCUUUCUUGACGCGUUUUUUUUUGUUUUGUUUUUGGUGCAAUUCCCAAAACUUUCCAUCGUGCGUAAAAUAAAUGCGCAUUUAGUGACUUUGGAGAAGCGCCUCGACUUUGACAGCAUAAUUGGAGUACAAAGAAUGGAGCGAAUUCCAAGCGCGCAACCACCUCCUCUGUCCAAACACCAGGCUGAUCUGUCAGACGUGCAGGGGGUGGAUUUCCAGAUGUAUGUUUAUAAACCAAGGCGAGGAAUGAAGAGAGGAGAAGAGAGCAAGGAAACCUACAAACUGCCUCACAGACUCAUCGAGAAGAAGAGACGUGACCGGAUAAACGAAUGCAUCGCCCAGUUGAAAGAUUUAUUACCCGAACACCUGAAACUCACGACUCUGGGCCAUCUGGAGAAGGCGGUGGUUUUAGAGCUUACACUGAAGCAUGUGAAAGCCCUCACCUCUCUUCUGGAGCAGCAGCAGCAGAAGAUCCUCGCUCUGCAGAAUGGCAUGCAAAUUGAGCAGCCUCCCGUCAGUCAGGAGAAGUCGGAGGAGAUGUUUCGCUCUGGCUUCCACAUGUGUGCCAAGGAAAUUCUUCAGUAUCUAGCCAAUCGUGAGUCAGAUGGAGACUUCACACCAUCCCAUGUAAUCAAUCACCUCCACAAAGUAGCUGGAGAGGUGCUCCAAAAUCCAGUCCGACCCAGAACCCCUCUCAGCCCCCGACCCGAGGAGCUCCCCGCCUACCACCAGCACCAACCUCACAAGGAGAUGCCCACCAGCCUACCGCCUAAACCCAGCGAGGGCUACGGGAGGAACUGCGUGCCUGUCAUCCAGCGGGUGUACGCUCCGCCGAACAGCGAGCAGAGCGGCAGCGAUACAGACACAGACAGUGGCUAUGGGGGAGAGCUGGAGAAAACAGAAUCCGGGGUGUCGCAGGGACGUCCAGAUUAUUACGGGCAGGAGAACCAGCCGAAGCGGCCACAGGGUGACAGGCAGAGCUCCGGCAUCAAGCAGGAGGACGACGAGCCGCGCCACAAGCGGCCCCGGGUGGAGUCGUCCGAGGAUGAGCUGCUCUCAGGUGGAGAAUCAUCAUCAUCGUCAUCAUCCAGCGGCUACGGCAGCUACAUGAGUGUAUCCCCGAGCCAUCCACCUCCUCCUCCACACCCCCUCUGCAUGCCGUUCUACCUCAUUCCACCAUCAGCUGCAGCUUACCUGCCAAUGCUGGAGAAAUGCUGGUACCCCGGCACUGUGCCCAUGCUCUACCCAGGCAUGGGAGGCUCCUCACCCACCAUGCCCAGCGAGAGACCACCUCCACCUCAGCUAGUGUUGUCUCCCAGGGGAGGAUCUCCAGCUCCAGCCAUAUCCCAGACCCCCAUGGAUUCCCCCGCCCUCCUCCAGGCACUAAAGCAGGUACCACCCCUCAACCUGGAAACCAAAGACUGAGUAAUGAAAGAGCGGGUGAAGAGAUAAUCCUGUUCUGGCGGCCUGAGGCAGAGUCAUUAGCAGGAUGGAGAACAUUAAUAAGCUGUUCCUUAAACCAUAAUCAUUCAUCUCCCCAUUUCCUCAUCCUGGAGGUCAAACAGCAAACGAUAGGACUUGUAGAAAUGAUGAAGGAGAGAGAGAGGCGGGAGAAUGCAAAGUUUUGGUUGAAUGUUCAAAUCUCAGUGAUAUUCCUCAGUACAAAUGUAUCAUACAAACUGGACCUGCCCUGCGCACACACACACACACACACACACACACAUCCACAUAUAUAUAUACAUACACACUUGGUUGAAUGUAAAGAAAGAAAAGUUUUAGAUGCUGCUGUUCAAGUGUAAACACCGACGACUGAUGCAUCUCACUUGUAGCUGUCGCGAUACAGACAUGCCAUGUUGUAAUCUAGAAACUGCACCAAAUGUUAGCGCUAAUAUAUCACCCAAAGUUUGUUGCCUAUGUCCUUUGCUCACCAUUCUGAAAAUGCCCUUUCAACCUGACACUAUGAUGAUUGGCACCAUGACUUACAAGGUUUCCCUCAAGUAUGUACAGACAAUAGCAAGGGUAUAUCCAUGGUGGAUGAAGGAAUAGGCCGCCACAUGGCCACAAUGAAUGAGAAGUCUUGUUUUUCAAUGACAGACAGUUGAGAUGGAUUUUCUGUAAUUAUUGUUCAUAGACUUCUUGUACAUUUCUAUUUUUGAUACCCGUUCUUGCACUCUGUCCGCCCCGACAGAUAGAAGGAGGACAGAGUGUGGACAAUGUACGUUGUGUACUCAGAAACUGUGUACAUAUUGUAGCACUGUGCUGGACCUGGUCUGCAUACUCAACAUCUGUUUCUGCUCAAGUCAAACCCGGUGUUUGUUCUUGCUGUUGCCUUUUACUUGUGAAAAGCUGAUAAAUCUCAGAUGUUUAUUCUCUGUACUGCGUAUGAAUACUGGAGUCAAAGGAGUCAGGAGAGGAGAACUGAAUGUAAAAGUUUUACCAGAAGACUAGUUUUCUAUAGAAAGAGGUACUUGAGAUUUUAUAUUUUGGGACCUACAUGAAAGAUGUUUGAUGUACAUAUUUUGUCUAUAAAUGUUGAUAUACAUUAUAUAAGUGUAUUAAUAAAGUAUUUUUUUUCCCGUGGAAA
This is a messenger RNA of Amphiprion ocellaris (clown anemonefish), 2798 nucleotides long. RefSeq names its product class E basic helix-loop-helix protein 40-like. NCBI's taxonomy places the organism in Eukaryota, Metazoa, Chordata, Actinopteri, Pomacentridae. The transcript is spliced from 5 exons. Gene Ontology annotation, biological process: regulation of neurogenesis; circadian regulation of gene expression; anterior/posterior pattern specification. The coding region runs from base 350 to 1639 and encodes 429 amino acids. Gene Ontology annotation, molecular function: DNA-binding transcription factor activity, RNA polymerase II-specific; RNA polymerase II cis-regulatory region sequence-specific DNA binding; protein dimerization activity. Gene Ontology annotation, cellular component: nucleus. The record is from RefSeq and is a predicted model, not a curated record.